AUGUCGCUAUCGGAGCUAUCAAUUCUGUCCGCGGAGACCGCCAUCAGUUUCCACGAAAUGGAUCUGGAGCUUCUGAAAGAGAGCCAAAAAGAGAUGAAAGUGAAGAGCAACGAGCCGGUGCGACGAGCGGAAACGCAUUCGGAGGGAGAUUGGAAGAAGGAAGAAGGGCCGGCCGGACCGGUCGUGUUCCUCGCCGUCGACGAUCAGAAUCUGUCGAACGGAGGCGACGAGAACUCGUACGUGUUCGAGAAGCUCGUGUUCCGAGUGCAGCAGACCGUCGAGCACGGCGUCCGUCGCGUCCAUCUGAUGGUCCAACCGAGCACCGCCGCCCAGUGGGAGCUCCUCGUGCAGCUCAGAAUCAAGACUGGGUUGGAGUGGAGUGUUCUGAAUGUUGUCGACAAAGACGUCUUCAAAUUCGAUUCCUUUUCUCAUCCUCUGAACGUGGAGGUGCAGACGAACGACGUGAAGUAUCUCAAGAUUGAAAUGAGAGUUUUGAACUACGUAGGUUCCAUUCCAUAUCUUCUUCUUUUUUCCAUCACUCCAUGUAUUUCAGAUGUACUUGGAUCUGCCCACUUUCACCGAUGGAGAUGAAGUCAUUGAGUUCGAAGACGGAUCCCGCAUUCUGAUUCAUUCAAACAUCCUGGCCGUCCUCUCCGAGUUCAUGGGUAAUUCUGAAUCCCUGGAACGUUUUUUAAUCUCUUCAUCAGGAAAGUUCGAGAAAGAAGCGGCGACCCGCGAGAGCGGCCCCGUGAUCAGAGUGCAGUCCGUUCCGAAGGAGGCGUUCCUCGAACUGCUCUACCAGGCGUAUCCCACCCGUCGUCCCAUCUAUGCAAGCUUCCGCCGUCUCGCCGCCGCUGCAGUCGGAUUUCAAUGCGAAACUCUCGUUUAUCACUUGUCGAAGCACAUCAUCGAGUACAACUACAGACCGGUAAACUUCCUUUUGUUAUAUAGAAUUGCCCUCUCGCUUUCUUUUUCUUCAGAUGACGUUCCUUGAUCGUUUCCGUGCUGCUCUCGAGAACCGUCUGGAGCCGGCCAUCCGAGAGCUUGCCUUCCGAGCGGCUUUGGACGGAACCUGGGACCGAAUGGUCCAGUCUGGAUUUGAACCGGAGACCUACUGUUCUCGUCAGGAGCUCACGAAAAUUGUGUGUCCGGCGAUUCUGGCGGGGAGAAGUGCGAGACCUCAUGCCACGAGCCUGUUCCCUCCGGCCCACACGUUGAACUUCCUUGAGAUUGAGGAGGGAGACACUUCCAAGUCGGCGAUUCUGUUCCGUGGAACCAAUUUCUAUGUGAACAGUGGACUGCUGGCCGCCCAUGGAAAGGGGUCUCUGAGCACGGGUCAGAACGGAGCCCUCAUCGCUCUUUAUACUCCUGAUUUCCAUCGCGAAUGUGCGAUAAACAAUCUGAUUCCGGGAAAAGUGUUCCUCCAGCUGCUGACCUACAUGCAUCCGAUGGGCGAAGUUCCCGAGCCGGACAUGAUCCGCGCUUGCGUCGUCUUCGCUCACGACCACGGAUGGAACAUUGUGAAGGAGAACCUGGAGCAGGAGUUCGAGCCGCCGACCACUGCGGCCGAGUACAUGUCCCAGCUGGCGUUCGCCGAUAAGUUCGACUUGCAAAACUUGAAACGCGUCAACAUUCAGAGAGCCGAGUCGAGGUGAGCACGAAACAGAAACAGAUGGGGAAGAUGGUGUUUUCAGUUGUCUUGACCUGGCCGUGAUCCUGGAGACAGAGGGAACACUGCAGUUUCUGAAGGAGAGCACUCGCGAGGGAAUUCUGGACAGAAUGUGCAGUGGCUGGGGUCUCAACCCGAUGAUCAACCGCCUCUCCACCAGGUGAAUACAAUCUCCUUCUUCUCUUUUCCAAUCGUCACCUCUUCAGAUAUCCGACGACGUUCUACAACCGCACCGUCAACCUGCAACGUGGCAAGGCUCUUGUCGUCGGAGAAGGAAGAGCCGUCGACACUCUGAACUCGCUCGCCUCGGAUCACGCAUUCGGAGAGCCACUCGAGCUGGUCGUCGUCGAUUAA
Molecule: messenger RNA, 2023 nt
Organism: Caenorhabditis sp. 36 PRJEB53466
Lineage: Eukaryota; Metazoa; Nematoda; Chromadorea; Rhabditida; Rhabditidae
Source: the annotation of a GenBank genome assembly